Molecule: messenger RNA, 1913 nt
Organism: Lathyrus oleraceus (garden pea)
Lineage: Eukaryota; Viridiplantae; Streptophyta; Magnoliopsida; Fabales; Fabaceae
Product: protein trichome birefringence-like 2
Exons: 5
Coding region: 87-1631 (514 amino acids)
Cellular component (GO): Golgi apparatus
Molecular function (GO): O-acetyltransferase activity
Source: RefSeq, a predicted model, not a curated record
CACAAUACUAGUUUCUUCAAUAAGGACACACACACACACUACUCUCAACUUUGAACAACGACAUAUGAUUCUUUUUCACAACAUGCAUGUUCUUUUUCACUAUGGAUUCUUAUAGAUUUUCAUUCUCAGAACCAUUUUUAUCACACAGAAGAAAGCUUUUUUCUGAGUUUAGUUUAUGUGUUGGAGCUUCUUUGCUUUUGUGUUCUCUUUUCUUUUUUAGUAAUUCACUUAAGGUUCCUAAAAAUUCAGUCUUUCUUUCUGUUUUCAAUAGUUCUAACAUAAACUCUUCAUUUGUUUCACACCCUUUUUCUUUUGAUAGUACUAAUCACUCUUGUUUAUCUCAGAAUAAUGCUUCUGAAGAAGGUAGUGUUGUUUUUGGUGGAACACUUGGUGACAUGAAGAAGAACUCUAGUUUUAUGAGUUCUAAUGUGACCAAUGGUGAUUCAUACAAUGGAAAUACUAGUGUUGUUGAGGUAAGGAAUGAAGGGGAUUUUGUUAGGGAUAAGAAUGUGAGUUUGAUCACUCAUAGUGAUGAUGACCAAAUGGAGAAUAUUGAGGUUGGUUUUUUAGAUGAAAAGUGUGAUGUCUUUGAUGGAAAAUGGAUAAGAGAUUAUUCAAAACCAUAUUAUCCUUUAGGUUCUUGUCCCUUCAUUGAUAGAGAUUUUAACUGUCACCUUAAUGGGAGGAUUGAUCUUGAAUAUGUAAAAUGGAAGUGGAAGCCAAAUAAAUGUCACAUUCCAAGCAGUUUGAAUGCAACUGAUUUUCUGGAGAGGUUACGCGGUCAGAGACUUGUUUUUGUUGGAGAUUCAUUGAACAGAAACAUGUGGGAGUCCCUUGUUUGUAUACUUCGACAAAACGUCCGGAACAAGAAACGUGUUUUUGAAAUUUCGGGGAAAAGAGAAUUUAAGAAGAAAGGUGUCUAUGCUUUUAGAUUUGAGGAUUACAAUUGUUCGGUUGAUUUUGUUGCUUCACCGUUUCUCGUUAGAGAAUCGAGUUUCAAAGGCAAAAAUGGUUCAUUUGAGACAUUAAGAUUGGAUUUGAUGGAUCACACAACUACGAGGUAUCAGGAUGCUAAUAUUUUAGUCUUCAAUACAGGCCAUUGGUGGACACAUGAUAAAACAUCAAAAGGAGAAGAUUAUUACCAAGAAGGAAACCGUGUUCAUCCAAGACUCAAAGCUUUGGACGCUUAUACGAGAGCUUUAACCACUUGGGCUAAGUGGGUAGACCGAAAAAUUAACGCCAACGAAACACAGGUUUUCUUUAGAGGAUACUCAUUUACACAUUUCUGGGGUGGACAAUGGAACUCAGGAGGACAAUGCCACAAAGAAACUGAACCGAUAUAUAACGAAACAUAUUUACAAAAGUAUCCUUCAAAAAUGCGCGCGGUAGAGUAUGUCAUUGAAAAAAUGAAAACCGAAGUGGUGUAUAUGAACAUAAGUAGACUUACAGAUUACAGAAAAGACGGACAUCCUUCGGUAUACCGGAAAGAUUAUAAGACAACGAUGACGAAGAACCCUUCUUCGCUAUACGAAGAUUGCAGCCAUUGGUGCUUGCCCGGCAUACCUGAUACUUGGAAUGAAUUGUUAUAUGUCUCUCUCUUAAAAUAUGGAAAGGGAACUUGGAAAGUCUGAGACUAGUUCCUUAUAAUCAUUCCACAUCCAGUUUGUAUCUAUAGUUUGAUUAGAGUAUGACAAUUUUUCCCAAUGAUCCAUGGGAUUGUAAAAUGUAUACAUGUGUGGUUUGAGAGUUUGAAACCAAUGUGUGUAAUAUAUACAUAUUCAAUCAGUUGUAACAGCUGAUAGAUAGUUGAUACUGGAGUGGCCCUUCAAUUCGGAGGUUUAAGCAAGGACAAUUCCAUGCUGUUAAUUGUAAAAACCAUGCUUGUUCAGAAUGAAAAAACUUGAUUACAAUAA